AUGGAUGGAAAAUCAAAGCAGUUUGGGCGAAACGUAGCUCGAAGUGGACAACCAAGAGUAAGUUAUCUUUAUUUUAUAUUCAAUUUCUAGAAUGGCACAAGAUCAAGAAGAUUGGAGGGUAAUGGAGGUGGAAACUUAACGCAACAGAAGAAGGCGGACAUUGAGGAAAUUAAAUAUGAUGUUUGUAAGUUUUUUAAAAUGGCAAUAGCAACUAGGUUUUGUAUUUUUCAAAAUUUGUGGAACUAUUUGCAUUCAAAAUUUAAUUUUAUAUUGUUUCAGUACGAAAGUUGGAUGAUCUUCGAGGUACACCAUGUUUAGACACGUUUUCCAAGUAUGAUAUUCUAUUAAAACGAGAUGAGUUGAUGUGCAAGCUACGGGUGAAGAAUACGGAUGUUAAGAAAGCUAGAGUUUUAAGUGUAAGUUGUGCUUUGAGGGUUUUCUUUGGAUUUUAGGCUUAUAUUUUUACCACAAUGUACAUUAGUAACUACUACAUGCAUUACAUACUAAAAUAUCUAAUUUUCAGGCAACAUGCCCCGACAUGUGUCCAGAAAAAGAACGAUACAUGCGAGAUGUUCAAAAACUGGUCAACGAAUAUGAAUGUGGUGCUAAUGGUACGAUGGCGGCCGAAAAAGCAGUGAAAGAUUACUCAAGAUCAGCGGCAGAUCAAGAAGAACCUCUACCGCAUGAGUUGCGUCCGCCAGCGGUUUUGAAAAAGACAAUGGACUAUUUGAUCUUCGAAUUCAUGUCAAAUUGGCCUUCAAGACAAGAGUUGCCAAAGUGGUACGACUUUUUAUGGACAAGAACAAGGUCGAUUCGGAAAGAAGUCACUCAACAGAUGCUAAGUGAUCAACUGGCAGCUGAAUUAGUUGAAAAGUGCACUAGGUUUCAUAUAUUCGCUGGUUAUGCUAUGUUGGGUUUUGAUGUAGGUAUUUCUGUGAUUAAAAAUGGCAAAAACUUUCUUUACAAAGCAAAAACUGACUAAAUUUGUGGUACUUCUGAAUUUGUAUGACAGUUUUCCUUAAUUUUUAGGUAUAAAACGACUAUUUUCAGGCCAACACAUUCAAUGAACGUCUAAACACAGAGAACUUAUCCAAAUGUAUUCAAACUCUACGUCACAUUUACGAUGAUUUGGCUAAGAAAAACGAAUUUUGUGAGUCAGAAGCCGAAUUCCGAGCUUAUGACAUUCUACUCAACUUGACUGAUUCCAACGUGUUUAGGUAUGGUUUUUCAUUUUUUUUUGGAUUUUAGGUAACAAACGGACAUUUUUGUAUUUCUGAGGUUUAGAGCAGAAAAAAAUAUUUUUAUGUAAUAAAUUAAGGUUUCUUGAUAGAAAGAAGCUUUUUUAGAAUUUUAGGUAACAAACGAUCAAUUUAAAAGUUUUUCAUGUAAAAUACGACAUUCUCUGCAUACAUAUGUAUUUUUUUGACUUUUAGUAGCGUUAGAGCAUACCGAGAUGAAAUCCGAACUUCAGCACCGUUCCAGCUGGCUGUGAAACUAGCAUGCGCCUUCCAAACCGAUAAUUAUGUCGUCUUCUUCAGGCUUAUGAAGGACGCGACUUUUUUACAGGUAAAUUUUUUACAUUUUUAGAUAAUUUUGUAAAAUACGAAAAAAUGUUUGAAAUUUCAGAGCAGCUUGAUCUUCAGCAAGAUUGUGCAAUUUCGUCUGGAAGCUAUUACAACAAUAUUAAGGACGUUUAGAGGCAAAGUAAGUUGAUUUUUGGGUUGUGAAUUUUAAAAUGGCAAUAACUUUCUUUACAAAUCAAAAGAUGGUAAGAACUUUCUUUACAAUACAAAAAAUUACGAGGACUUUAUUUACAAAACAUAGAUUGGCAAAAACUUUCUUUACAAACCAGAUAAUGACAAAACUCCUUUUCAGUACCCAAUUGAAAGCCUAAAAAACGAUCUAGGCUUUGCAAACGUGGAUGAAUGUGCUGAAGUGGCUCGCCAGCUGGGAAUCAUGGAUGAGGUCGAACAAACUUUGGCAAGACCCUCGGCUGAUGUUGACCUACUAGAUGACAUUGACUAUAACAUUGGAAAAGGCAUAGUACAAGAGAAAUUGGCCGCAUCUUUGGACGAAACAAUUGCAAAUGGACGUGUUCAACGUGCCGUGUUUCCAAAACCCAUUAAUUCCUUUACCUUUGAAGGAUAUUACGAAAAUGACCCGGUUCUGAAGGAAUUUCUGGAACAACACCAGUUUGUACCCGGAAAAAGCCAUCAAAAACCCAAAUUUGAGGUGGAACACAAAGAGUUUGGAGUUUUGGAAACAAUUUCUAAUAAUGGACAUGAGGUAUGCUUACUGUAUCGUGGAAGCAAUUAAUUUGAUUGCACGGUGCAGUCGAUUUGUUUGACUGCACUGUGCAAGAAAUUUUAAAAAAUUUAGCGUGAGGUUAUUUUGAAAGCAAUCAACAUGGAAAUAGUUCUCAAAGCUUUAGAAUAUAUUGCUUUAAUUGUUACAAUAAUAUUUGUUACCUAAAAUAAGCUACAGUUUUUUAUAGAAAAAAAUUAAAUUUAUUGCACCGUGCAAAGGAAUUAUACGUCUGCACGGUGCACUAAAAUUCAUGUCCUUCAUUUAAAAGUAAAAUGAAUUUAAAAUUACAUUAUGAGAAAAAUGGCAAGAACUUUUUUUACAUAACAAAAAAUUGCAAGAAUUUUCUUUACAAAACACAAAAUGGCAAAAACUUUCCUUACAAAGCGGAAAAUAGUUUUCAUAAUAAAAAAAUUAAGUUAUGAUAAUGAAAAACUGCAGCAAAAUUAAGAAAAAAAUUACAGUAAGAUUAUAAAUAAUAUUUUCAGCUCCACAAAAAGAUUGCACCAUCUGCAAUAUCGUCAAUGUUAAAAGACAUAAAACCAAAGCCAGCGCCAUUCAGAGCACGAACAACUCUCGGCGGCGUACCACCAGAUCCAACUGGUACCAGUGAUGAUUUUGAAUUUGGAGUUAAACCGAAGAUGGCAUUUGGGUAAGGUUUAUAAGUCCAAAAUGGUUUUUAAUUUUUAUAACAUCAAAAAGGCGAGAACUUUCUUUACAAGCUAAUAAUUAGCAAAAAUUUUCUUUAAAUAGCGUGUAACGGCAAGAAUUUUCCUUACGAAACGAGAAAUGGCAAGAAUUUUCUUUACAAAGCGUAGAUAUUCGUUUUUUGGCGUUUUGUAUAUGUCCUCUUGCAUCCCGUAUUUUACAAAAAAAAUUUUAUUUUUAGUGGUUUCCUGGCCAAAAAUGAAGAUUUUUUGGAGAAAAAGGAGGGCAGAACAGGAUCCUUCAGUUUUGCCUCAAAACCGACUGAUAAUCGACUGGAAAAUGGCAUUAAGAACAAUGGUUUUGGCGGAUUUUUAAAUGGAAAAAAGUCCGAAGGAUCAGUUUUUAACGCCCCAGGCAAAAACUUUGGGGCAAAUGGACAAUUCGGUGCUGGUACUUCUUCAACUGGUGCUUUUGGUGCAAAUAGUUCUACAGUCGGUGCUUUUGGUACAACUAGUUCUUCAACUGGUGCGUUUGGUACAAAGGUAUCAAAUGGCGCACCUACGUUUUCAUUUGGAAAAACAGAGCCUAAAAAUGGUGCUGUUGGAGCACUUGGAGCUUUAAAUGGACCGUUUGGGGCUCCUGGGUCUUCAAAUGCGCCUUUUGGUGCACCUGGACCGUCAAAUGGUGUUCCUGGUUUGUCUGGACUGUUUGGUAAAACUGGAGCUUCUUCUGGGCUGAAUGGCGCACUUGGGUCAUCUUCCGGGCUUAAUGGAGCGAUUGGGUCAUCGUCUGGACUUAACGGAGCACCUGGGUCAUCUUCAAUGCUUAAUCCCGCUUCUGGAUCAAAUGGUGCACCUGGUUUAGGAAAUGGACCUUUAGGACUAAUCACUGGUUUUUCUGGUACUCUAAAGCUAUCAUUUGGAUCUACCUUAACAUCUCAGACAUUAGACUCAUCUUCUGGAUUAAAAAAUGGCUUCAAUUCACUAUCAGCACCACUUUCUUUUGGUACAAAUAGUUUGAAUGAAAAAGACGUGUCAGUAUCUGUUACUCUACCAUUACCCAGCACUUCAGAUGACAAGAAGAAAGAAGAGGAAAGGAAAAAGAAAGAACAAGAAGCAAAGGAACGAGAACAAAAAGAACGAGAAGAGAAGGAAAAGGCCGAGAAAAAGAGAAAAGAAGAAGAGCAAAAGAGGUUGGAAGAGGAGAGAAGGAGACAAGAACAAAUAGAAAAAGAAAAAGCGGCCAAAAGGGAAGAAAAACGAAAAAUGAAGGAACAGAAGAGGGUGGAGAAGGAAAAGUAAGGGCUUGGCUUUGACUUUUUGAGGGAAGGGGGGGGGGGGCCGAGUUUCAUUUUUUUUUGAAAAUGAUAAAAUUUGGAUUUAAUAUAGAUAAUGGCAAGAACUUUCUUUACAAAACAAAAAAUGGCAAAAACUUUUUUUACUAAACAAGAAAUGGCAAGAACUUCCUUUACAAAAUAAGAAAUGGCAAUAACUUUCUUUACAAAAGAAGAAAUGAUAGAAACUUUGUUUUCAAGGAAAAAAAUGCCAAGAACUUUCUUUACAAUACAAAAGAUGGCAAGAACUUUCUUUACAAAAACGAAAAGAUGUGAAAUUUUUUCAUUUUCAGGCGAAGAAGCUGGCAUCAAAUUCGAGAGAAAGCGUCGCAAAUUAAACAGAAUUUGGGCGACAAAUAUGUAUUGGAAAUCUUUGAUUCGUGCAUAGAAGACUUUAUAUGGUUAUCAGCUCAUAAUGCCAGGGAAUUGGAACAGAAAAUUGAAGAUUUUAAGGAAAAACGAGAUUUGAGAAUGUAAGUUGAAGAUUUUGUAGGGUUUUAGGUAUGAAAAUUUAUUUUUUUUUUGUAUUUUAGGUAACAAAAUUUUUUUUUGUAUUUUGUCAGAUUUUUUUAAUUUUAGGGAUAAAAUGAAAAUUUUUAUGAGAUUUUAGGUAACAAACAAAAGCUUUUUCCGUUUUUUUGGAAAUUAUGGAACGUUUGAGCAAAAAUUUAAUUAAAAAUCUUACUGCUAUUAAAUUGCCUCAAAAGAAUGGAAUACUUUGAGAAUUUUAAUUUUUGAUUUGAAAUUUGUUUUAGAGUCAAACCGUAUUAUGAAAAAUGGAAGCAAAUUAUGGAAUUCAGCAAGUUUUUGGCCAAUUUACCAAAGUUUGACUCAGAUGAAGCACAGAAAAGAAUGGUUCCAGAAGGCUUGAGUGGUCUAGAACAGCCUCCCGUUAAGAAACGGAAGCUUACGCCUUGUUUUAAGGUCGGGUUUUAAUUUUUUUAUUUGUAAAGAACGUUUUUGUUACUUUUUGUUUUUUACAGAAAGUUCUUGCCAUAUUAAAUAUUAUUUUUUAUUGCAGGAGCUAGAAGAAACCAGGCAAGUCUACCUAAAGCAACGCUACUUCUUGUACUGCUCGAAAAUUGCAGCCAGAAGAUGGUUAUCAAAGGUGGCUAAGCGAAGACAACAGCAACAACAAGAAGAGAAAGAACCAUCCCCGACACUGGACAUUGUUUUCCCACCGGUCGAUCUGAAUUUUGAACCGAAACCUCCGAGAAAACAUUUGCCAGUCCGGUUCGAAGAUGUACAUCACACCACAUUCCAUGUUUAUACACGGCCCAACGACUCGGCCAACUCCACAAUCGACCGGUCAUUUGGCUCAUUCAAGUUUGGAGACAUGAAGAAUCGACGACAAAGCUUACCCGUCGCUAUUAGCACACCGUUACCAGCAUUGAAUGGAAGUAAACACAAAAUGGCAUUUGAAGGUAGGGUUGGGAGGAUUAAAAUUGAUUUUUUUUGGUUAUUUGAACUUCAAAAAAUUGAAAAAAAAUAACAUUUUGGUACGAAUAACAGCUUUAUGUCGAUUAGAUUCACAACAAUAUUAAUAGCUGUAAAAAGACAGCGGCAAACGUAAUCAACAUUGGGAUUAAGCCUAAAUGUUAAGAGAUAUCGCUUACCUGUUUCGAGCAUAAUCUCAUUUUUUCGCUGCUUAAGCCGGAAAAGGUUUGACAAAGUUGCAAGAAGGCCGAGGGUUCAACUGUAAUGUUUGUUGUGUGGGUUGUAUAUGGAGUGAUAUGGAUAACGUAUGA
This is a messenger RNA of Bursaphelenchus okinawaensis, 6033 nucleotides long. Lineage: Eukaryota; Metazoa; Nematoda; Chromadorea; Rhabditida; Aphelenchoididae. The record is from the annotation of a GenBank genome assembly.